UUCGUUAAAUAAAAAGUCUCGAUUUUUCUUUAAGAUGGAUCUAAUAUUAGAGUUACCUAAACAAAUACAAAAAUUCUUGUUCAAAAAAGAGCAAGAAUAUGGUCAGCUGAAGUUUAUUUUAUCUCAGGCCACAGAUGAGACUUCAUGUUUCGUCAAUGAAUUGUUAGAAGCCCUUACAAAUAUUAUUAAACAAUUCAAUAUAUAUGAUAUCAGAAUGUUCUAUGAGAAUGACAGUUCUAAACCAUGUAUCAACAUCUCACCAGGUGUUAUUAGCUGUUACAACUAUUUUUUGUUGAACACUAAUUUUCAGUCACAGUCUCUUCUUACAGAGGAUUUGAUGCUUGGCCAUAUAGUUCAUUCUUGGCCUACUUUAUCACCAUAUCUCUUUGUACAGGUAAUUUGGCGCAUAAAGUGUGAGGACUUACUGAUUGAAUCGCUCAUGCAUUUACCAUUGGAUCUAUGCGUGGAUAUUCUGGAUAUAACUAUCAGAUGUAUAAACGAUCUGGAAAUUCUACGAGCCAAACGCUUUGUUUUCAUUCUGAUAUCAAAAUUGUAUUACAGAUGCCUGUGGCUGCACUUUGGCAUGCUGUCAAAACGUAAUGUGACAGAGAUCGUCUCUCAAUUAGUAGCGCACUUUCAAGCAUUAUUAGAUGUUGUCAGCUCCAAAUUUGUCUCCCUCAAAUCAUCUAACCAGGAAAAAUAUCUGCAACAUGGUAUUCUUCUAAAAGACAUGCUUCGUUAUAUCAGAAUGUGCAUGCGCUAUAAGACUAAAAAUUUCCCGAUCAAAAAUGAUCGAUUGAAAUUGUUCGAGAUCACAUAUGGUAAUAAUGACGGCCGUACAGAUUGUUUUUGUAAGCUUUCUAUCGACAAGGUAAAAUCUAUUAUAGCAACACUGGAUCAAGAAUUGAUUAGUCUGCUUCUAAAUCAAAUCAAGCAGGUUGAUUGUUUGGAGUUUAUGGAUUGGGCAGAGGUCGAUGAUAAUGAGAACAUAAUGAUUUCGCUACAGCGAGCUAUUAUCAUCGAGUGUCACUGCUUUAUAGAGUUUAUGAAGCAGAAUGAAUUGUUGUCGACGAAUGAUCAUCUGCUUCACUGUCUAGAACAACUUGUAGGUCCAAAAAAACCUGAAGAGUCUGUUUUAAGUCUUGAAGAACUCUGUCACAGCAUUGAAAAUGGCAAAUUGGAUGAUAUGAAAGAAUUGAUGAAACAUUACAAAAAAUGGGAUCUGUCUGUAUUGCAGUUUAUAACCAGAAAAACAGAAUUAUUAAAUGUGCAAGAUAGUAGUACUGUACUUGAAUAUUUUCAUUAUAAAGUUGAACAUAUGAACAAUUAUGAAGAGAAUUACCAAAUCUACACAUUAGUAUUGAAGAUAUUGACAGAGCAACAGCUGUCGGAUAUGUAUCGUAUCGUACUACUAUACACAAUUCAGCACUUUCAUGACAAUCGAUUAACAUUCUUGUUCAAUAGUGAAUACUUCAAAACGUAUAUAGAAAGCAAUACAAAUAUAUCCGAACUUCAGGAAUUUCGUAUCAUUUUGAUCUUUGUUAUGUUGAAUCCGAAAGUAGUGUUAACUACUCUGGUGAGAAUUGCAGUAGGAAGUACUGAAACAGAAUACCGAAAUGUUAUGUUUAAAAAGCAUCAAACAUAUUUUCUUUAUGGGUUUUUCAUUGCGAAAUUAGACGAUCAUGAUAACUUAUUAACGUUUAUUCUGAAAAAUGUUUGGCUAUGUGAUAACUCUACGUGGUGUUAUAAACAAUUUGAAACUUUCAUGAAUGAUAUGCUUCAAAAAAAGGUAAUAACUCCGGACGAUCUGUUAAACAAUGUCUACAUUCCUUGCCUGAUCAAUAAAAUUUUCAAUUGUUCAAAUCUGCUCUCUAUAUUGAUACAUAUGUACUCUAUUCUAAAGAAAAAAAUCUGCACGCACAGAACAAAUUACGUAUUGCUAAUCACAGAAUUAAUCAAGAAAAUGUCGAUGUUAAGAAAAUCCAAUCCAGUGUAUUUGAGAAGCAUCGUAAACAAUUUAUUGGAUCGAGGAACAAUGAUAUUAAAUCUUAUAUUCGCUCGACCGAAUCUAUUAACGUUGAAAAAUCAGAGCGAAAUUAUGAUAAAAGUUAAUAACUUUGUGGAACCUAUCGAUCAAAUAUUAUUGGCUCCUUUGUUACAAAAAAUCCUACGCGGCACUGUGCAGGACGUAAUCCAGAACUAUGAAAGACGUUGCUCCAUCAUAUAUCAACUAAUAUACACGAAUUCGCAAGGUAAAUCCGAUUUUUUCAAAUUCAAUCAGAAAGCCUUAUUACAUCACAUGAUGCUGCAUGCCACCGAGGAAGAGUACAAGAAUUUUGCUAUCGAGAUGACGAUAGUAUCCUGGUCUUACUUUGGCUGGGCCAACGAACUAGAGGCGUAUGAGAAUGUAUUGCACAUUACUGCCGAGGCGAUGCAGCUCGCCUUAAUCUUUACAGAUACUUUUCCCAAAGAUUCAUUUGUUUCGCUUCUGCGUGCCCUCAUGCACUAUUGUAACACACUCUUACUUCUCAAGCACCAGAUGUACAACCAGGAAAUAUUUUUCAAUAUCCUAUCAAAGACUCUAUUCUCCUUGAAGAGUGCAAUCAACGAGACACAAUAUGGCAAGAUAUAUGACAAUUUGCUGGAGCAUAUCAACAAUAUGUCCGUCAAUGCAAAUUCUAGGAUUAAAGAUUAUUUUCGCAAGAUCAGCGAGUUAAUUGAAAUACACUUUGUACGAUCUGAAAAAAUCGAGAAUGAGAAUUCAGACAAUUUAGUAUAUACGAGUUUGUCGCAUCUCAUUUCUACUACAAAUGAAAUAAGUGACAUGUUCAAGGCGUACCAAUUCAUAUGUGAUUGUGUUGAUAAUAUAAUUCAUCUGAAAAAUAAAUAUUUCGUAACUGAUUACCGAACAAAGUGA
Atta colombica is the source of this 2917-nucleotide messenger RNA. RefSeq lists its product as uncharacterized. The record is from RefSeq and is a predicted model, not a curated record. The coding region runs from base 35 to 2917 and encodes 960 amino acids. Lineage: Eukaryota; Metazoa; Arthropoda; Insecta; Hymenoptera; Formicidae. The transcript has 5 exons.